GUUCUUGCCAAUUUCUUACGGCUCUCUGUUCUGUUUUCACCACUACGGCAAACGGUGAACAAUCCCCACCACCAGCCCUUCCAUUCGUUCUAUAUCCACUCUCAUAUUCUACUUCUCUUUCAUUUAUCUCACCCGCCACUCCUCUACGCCUUGCUUUCUCCAACGGGUUUCUUGAGAUCUCGUCGUCGUCGCUCUCCAAUCUCCUGGAGAUACGGAUUUUGAAUUGAAAGUGGAGAUCAUCACUCCCUCGAAGAAGCUCGCCUCCCUGCUUUGAAGAUGGCUCCGAAUUUUCUAUCCAAAUUGGUCAAACCGCCUACCGGGCAGCUGACACGGGACCGGUCUCUGAGCUCUCCCACUCCUCCAUCCAUUUCCGAGCCCACCGCCAGCCGUACCCCCUCCACUUUCGAGUCCUCAUCUUCGUCGUCAACAAACGGAUCUACUCUAGGGAAUUCCCUUCCUGGAAACCAUCCACGCAGCAGCACUUUGUUCAACCCCAGUCUUUCUGUCAUCCCUCCAACACCGAUUGCUCUCGUUACACCGGAUGUGUCUCAAUCAAGCUCCAUCGACGGCUUACCCGCAAGCGGGAAUAGGUAUCCGUUUGAAAACCGGCGCCCCGCAUCUAAAUCCCGCCCAACUACCCCGAAAGCCUCACCUCGUUCAUCCCCACGCGGCGAAACUCCUCUGCUGCCCCCGUUGCAGACGAGCAAGACGCGGGACACUAGUAAGGCCGUCUCCAGUCUAGCCCCAGCGCUGGAAAUCCACCGUGCGGUGACCAGCCCUUCCCCGAUGCUGGAUGACGACGAGGACGAAUACAACGCUCUCACUGAAUCUCCGGUUGCCAUGCGAGCCAUGGAACUCAGUCCGGCGUCAUCCCCAGGGAGGUCUUCACCUCGGCGGGACACAGAGCUGCCCAACAACAAGUCGCGUUCCUGGCGGAAGAAUACCAGCAAGAAGCCGGUCGGGCUCGCUGGCGCGCUGGCUGCGACAGGUCUGGCGAUGGCCAAUCACGGGAUGUCUGCGCACCAUCAGUCGACCCUCAGCCCGCAGGUGAUGAACUCCGGGGGCAGUGAUAAUCGGGACGGUCCGUCGCUCGUGACCUCGCCGAAUCCGAAUCCGAGUCUUAGCCGGCGAGGGACGAAUGUCGUCAGCCCCGACUUAGGGACACGACCCGUUCCGCUUCGAAGCCGAACGACAGGGUCGCUUUUCGAGGAGAGGCAUGGCUAUUUCUCCGGACUCGAGGACAGCUCGGAUGACGAUGGGAAUUCUGAAUCUGACGUGGACAGCGGGAGUGCACUGGAUGAUCUUGCCGACGAUAUCCCUGUGACUGGAUUUGCUGUUGCCAGCAACAAACGCAAUGCUGAAUUUCACGAGCUGUUUCCCGGGGUCCCAGAGGGUGACUAUCUCAUUGAUGACUAUGGAUGUGCACUGCAGCGUGAGAUUCUGAUUCAAGGGCGAAUCUAUGUUUCCGAGAAUCAUCUAUGCUUUCAUGCAAACAUUCUCGGUUGGGUUACUGAUUUGUCUAUUCCCAUCUACGAGAUAACCACACUCGAGAAACGCAUGACGGCCUUUGUGAUUCCCAAUGCCAUUCGCAUCAAGACUGACCGCGCCGACUGCACAUUCGCUUCGUUUCUGUCUCGGGACACCACGUUUGACGUGAUUCACAACAUCUGGAGACUUGUCCGCCCCACCGAUGCAGCGUCAGUCGGGUCUGGAUCGCUCGAAGCCGGUACUGGAAUCGAAGCUGGAAUCGAGGCACCCGGCGCGGCGCUCCAGCAGCACAAAGCGACGAACUGUGCUUGCAGCAGAGACGGCGGGCACUUCUCAGAGACGGCGCUGGAUAUUGUCAUCCCAGGAACCCCGGAACGCAUAUACAAUCUGGUCUUUGCGAGCGGAUUCAUCAAGGAUUUCAUGGCUGUGAACCAGAAGUUGAUGGACAUUCAGGUCUCGGAUUGGACGCCCAUAGAGCCAGAUUCCAAGCUGCUUGCGCGUAACAUGUCGUAUAUCAAACCGCUGAAUGGCAGCAUCGGCCCCAAAUCAACUAAAUGCGAGAUCCGUGACGAAAUAGCACACAUUGAAUUCGACGAAUACGUGUCAAUGUUGACGACGACGCGCACCCCAGAUGUGCCCAGCGGAGGCGUGUUCUCUGUCAAAACGCGGACGUGCAUCACGUGGUGCACAUCGUUCUCAAGCAAAGUCGUGGUGACGACCCAGGUGGACUGGACUGGGCGCAGUUUCAUCAAGGGAAUCAUCGAAAAGUCGGCUAUCGAUGGGCAGAAGGUCUAUCAUUCGGACCUGGACAAGGCGAUGCGCGAGUACAUCAAGGAUCACCAAUCAGAGUUUAUGCCUCAAGGUGUGGACAUUGUCGUCGUUCCAGAGCCGUCGCCAGCCGAAGCUACUGCUGUUUCCGAAAGCGCAUCGGCGCUUGCGACUCGGGACCUGGAGCGUCGCGGAAGAGGCCUUCAAUGGGCUUGGGACACUUUUGCUGGGGCCUCGCAAGUCACUAAACAAAGCACGAAAGGUGCUUUAGAGCUCCUGCGCGAUGCAUGGGACAAUUCGAACUCGACAAGUAUUCUCUACGGGCUCAUCUUCGUGCUUGUGAUAAGCAAUAUCUGGACAUAUCUGCGCAUGGGGUCCGCUGUUCACGUCAACCGCAAACUCGAGAAAGCGCGUGCCAAGGCUGAAAAGGAGGAGCAGUUGGUUGCAGGUGUCGUCAAUGCGCUUUGGGAUGAAUUGGCUGCUGGGAGGCUUCCCCAAGCGGUGCCCACCACUGCAGCCAGUCUCAAGCAAGAAGUGACCGCAAUUUUGAGUACUCUCGACACACUCGAGCAAAGGGUCAGACUGAUUCGAGAGAAUUUGGGAACUUUAGACUGAAUGUCUCUCUGGGCUUUUCGUGGAAUGCUUGUAUCAUAGACGCGUCUUUUUGUUGCUGACACCCAGCUGGAUGUACAUCUAUAAUCUCACCUACUCCAAUUGUGGACGACUCAUUCAUUUGCGGUGUCUGCGCAGCUUGCCUCCUAGCACUGCUCUGUGAUCUGUUGACCAUUGCAAACAGCUUGAGAUAUACCAUUUUCGCCAUCCUUUGGGUUAUCACCACCGUCCUCCGUAGAUUUACUCGCACGUAGCAGACACCGUCUUCACAGCUGAUGUCUUUCUGACUGGAACGUGCGCAAUAAUUACUCGGGCUGCAAUGGUGCGCAGGACGCUCGCACGGG
Molecule: messenger RNA, 3212 nt
Organism: Mycena citricolor
Lineage: Eukaryota; Fungi; Basidiomycota; Agaricomycetes; Agaricales; Mycenaceae
Source: the annotation of a GenBank genome assembly